Molecule: messenger RNA, 2333 nt
Organism: Notolabrus celidotus (New Zealand spotty)
Lineage: Eukaryota; Metazoa; Chordata; Actinopteri; Labriformes; Labridae
Gene: rfk
Product: riboflavin kinase
Exons: 4
Coding region: 470-979 (169 amino acids)
Biological process (GO): FMN biosynthetic process; riboflavin biosynthetic process
Cellular component (GO): mitochondrion
Molecular function (GO): riboflavin kinase activity
Source: RefSeq, a predicted model, not a curated record
UCACGCGGUCCGUGACGUCAGCAAAAGUGUUACACACACACAUAUAUGUUCAACACAUGUAACAUCACCGGCUUUCUGACAGCUCCAGAGCUUCAUUUUCCCCCGUCGCACUUUCAGGAGACACCAGCGAAGCGAUCGUCUGUGCGGAACCUUACAACAACAACCUUUGGAGACAACGUUUGGAGGACAGGGUGCCUCUGAUGCAGCUAACUGUACUUAGCUUAGCUAGCAUAGCUGAUGAACUUUCACCAUCUCUGUUGUUAGGGUUCAACUUCAUCCGAUUCGAGCAACAAAGCCUGCCAGGCACAACUUAAAGCCACAGCUAAAACAAAGAACGGACUCGGGACUCUACAAGGGUAAGGGACUUGUUUGCUGGUUGGCAGAUAAAACCCUAUUUCCUCCUUGAGUCGUUCGAGGUCAUCCUGUAGCGUCUAUCUAAGGAAAGCCAGGUGUUAUCUGGAAACUAGCCAUGAAGAGUCUUCCGUAUUUCUGCCGAGGAGAGGUCAUCAAAGGUUUCGGGAGAGGAAGUAAAGAACUGGGAAUCCCCACAGCCAAUUUCCCCAACUCUGUGGUGGACCAUCUUCCAGCAGAUAUUAGCACAGGGAUCUACUACGGCUGGGCCUGCGUCGGUAACGGUGAUGUCUACAAAAUGGUGAUGAGCAUUGGCUGGAACCCUUACUACAAAAACACUAGGAAAUCCAUGGAGACACAUGUGAUUCACACAUUCAAAGAGGACUUCUAUGGGGAGAUUCUCAGUGUUGUCAUGGUGGGCUACAUCCGUCCAGAGAGAAGCUAUGACUCACUUGAAGCCCUCAUUACGGCCAUCAACAACGACAUUGAGGAGGCGAAGGUCAAACUGGAUCUUCCAGAGCAUCUCAAACUGAGAGAGGAUAACUUCUUCACCAGCGCUCUCAGCUCAUUGUCAGACCUGGCCCCCACCACUGCAUCCACAUCACAGACUAUUAUGAAUGGUCACUGACAGCUGGCUGUGACAGCUGCACUUUGUGCACACACAAACACACACACCAGAACAACACAGAAACACCUGUGCUCAUUAAAAUGCACAUUCUCAUUCUGAGAUCUCUUUGCUGUUGCCAUGGCUGCACAUGGACAUAAUCAUAAACAACCAAUCUUUUUUUAUACAAUUUUUAUUUAUUUUUGCUUUAGAAUUUCUGUCUGGCCACCAGUUAAUAGAUCAUGUUUAUUUAUAUAGUCUUACACCUGAUUUGCCUCUUUAAUUACUCUGUAUGAAGCUCCUGGGUCUCACUGGUCCUGCUGUAUAUGUGGAAUCUUUAAUGUGAGAAAACAGAGGUUAGAAUGCCGGUGGCCAAAAAAUACAAGUGGUUUUCUAAUAACCUGUACAUAAACAACAACAGAAAUUGACUGAAGACUCAACUUUGUUAUCACCAUGGUUAAAAUAAAACACAUAUUUUGUCCCUUGCUGCUGCUGUUUAUUUUGGCAUCAGAUGGGAAAGUCUUGGCAUUAUUAUCUGUAACAAAAACAUUGUUAAAUAACUUUAUGCAACACACUGUGGCUCAAUGCAAGUCAAUGCAAGACUUCUCUGUGGAAAUGGGGAUAUUACAUUUAUGAGUUUGAUGGUGUUAUAGUACCCUCAUUCUUCCUUUAAUUUUUCUCUUUAGGAAUUAUAUUAAGUGUUGUCUUUAGUGAUACAAGCCCUCUCCUUCUUACCACUGCCCAUCAGCAGAGUGAGCAUAUAUCAAAAUCGUAAUACUUCUAGACAGAAAAAAUUAGAUAACCUGCAGCUUGGUCAAUCUUCUUAUGACAGACGUGUAAAAAAUUAUGCUUUAGGGUAGGAUAGUUUUCAAAAUCUCACUGGUAACUGACCGCCCAGCAUCAGUUUGUUGUGUUGAAAAAGAUCUGCAGAUGAAACUCAAGAAACACUGACUUCAGUUAUCAAGCAGGUUCUUCUACAGAAUUUCUGAUUUCUAGUGUCUGUUUCCAAAAGCUGCGUUCACUGCAGUUUGUCUAAUACUCAGACCUUCAGUCGAGUGUGUUUGUUACAGAUAGUGAAACAUUGAUAGAGAAGGUAAAUUAGGUCCACACACACUGUUCUCUGCUCUGACAGUUACAAAGGGCAGAGUCCCUGAGGUGUAUGCACAUGAUUCUACACCAUAAAAAUAUAAAGAGAUGAUCAUGCAGAAGUAUGAACAGAAAAAAAUACGCUAUGUAUUAUCUUCAUAUUUUACAGUUUUUCAUGUCUCAUCCCUUAAGGCUGUUCCCAAAUCCCUCUAAGUAGCUCUGAGUACCUCUUAUUUUUUUAAGUGUGUGAGUGUGUGUUCUGCACCUAUUACAGAAAAAAUGAUAUACAAUU